CUGGUUUCAUAUUGUAUUGUUCCUUGGGACAGCAUAAAAUAUAAUUCUUAUUUUUAAAACACUUAAGACUGUAAUGUCAGUGAUGUGAUGUUUGCUUCUUCUACAUUGCAUAGAAUAAGAGGUUCGAAUGAUUCUAAGGUUGAUGUGAUGGCUAACCUGAACCUUCAACCUGCGCCUCGGUCAAUGGGUGGUUCUCGAUCUGGAUUUAAUUCCAUUUCGACCGGUCAUGUAACUCCUACCUCUGGGAUGUUCAAUCCUGCAUUUACACCGGGUGGACAACUGAGCCCUAGCAGGUUAACAUCAGGAAGGGGAGGAAGUUUAUUUUCAAGGUCAGCUCUAGCUGAAAGGCGGCAGAUUACUGGCCUGGGCUCUGUUAUACAAGACUGGAAUUCUAGUUCUAUGGGUUCAAUGGCCAGUUUUGGCAUGAUGUCGAGCAGAAAUUAUGGAUCCAACACCGGAUCAAGUAGCAUGGCUAAUUUCCAUUCUGUUUUUUCUGCGGAUUCAAGUACACCUCCUCUUCUAGAUCUCUCAGAAUUUCCAUCUUUAACGAAUCGUGGAGGUGCCUCGGAUUCAAUACCUCCUACAUCCACUCUUCAACCUGGAAAGCAACCUUAUGUGGGCAUGGUGAAACAGCCUACAGCAGAGUCAUCGGAAUUCACUAUGUCAUCGGAAGACUUCCCUGCUCUUCCAGGCUCCGAAGGAACACCUGGGGGUGGUAGUGGGGAAAAAACAACUAGUGAAGAGGGUUCAAGGCUGACAGUAACUCAAGCUACUACAACAACAGCAAGUGAAUCGACUAUCACCAACCCAAAACCACCUCAGCCUCCUAAGAGGGGAAUUCAAACAUCACCUGACGGUAAAGUGACGAAUAUCCCCAACAGUAUGGUAAAAGACCAAUUUGGCAUGGUGGGUCUGCUGACGUUCAUCCGAGCAGCAGAAACAGAUCCUAACCUGGUGUCGCUGGCGUUGGGUCAGGAUCUCACUGCCCUGGGUCUUAAUCUUAAUUCUCCUGACAACCUUUACCCUACCUUUGGUGGACCUUGGGCAGAGACACCUAUGAGGGCGCAGGAUAUAGACUACCAUGUUCCACCUGAAUACAUCAUCAACCAUAGUAUCAGGGAUAAACUUGCCCAAUUGAAGUUAACAAGAUACAAAGAAGACCUCCUUUUCUUCAUGUAUUAUACGAAUGCUGGUGACAUGCUUCAAUUAGCUGCAGCUGCCGAACUUUACAGCAGAGAAUGGCGGUACCAUAUGGAGGAGAAAGUAUGGAUAACGCAAGCACCAGGUUGCGGGGUAAUAGAGAAAACAUCUACCUAUGAACGAGGGACUUACUACUUCUUUGAUGCUCAGAACUGGCGGAAAGUUGCUAAAGAGUUCUAUUUAGAUUACUCAAAGCUUGAGAAUCAGCCAACAAUACCUGCCUAUCAUGCUGUAUGACCGGAACUCCAAAAAUCCCGCCGUCAUCCUGAAUAUAUUGUACAAAAUAUUAUAAUUAUUAUUACUUAUUAUUACUAUGAUGAUUGAAUAAAUAAACCAGAGAAUGACAACAGCAUUAAUGAAUUGGGAAGAUGAAAAUUCCAAGGAACUUCACCUAUCUACACAAGAACUCCAUUCUCUGAGUCUUUAUGUGAUACUAUCAUUUCUAUUUUUUUUUUUCGUUUAAUUUUGUAAAAUAAAUGUUUAAUUGCAGUUU
Messenger RNA from Nezara viridula (southern green stink bug), 1693 nucleotides. Lineage: Eukaryota; Metazoa; Arthropoda; Insecta; Hemiptera; Pentatomidae. The record is from the annotation of a GenBank genome assembly.